Molecule: messenger RNA, 1924 nt
Organism: Tricharina praecox
Lineage: Eukaryota; Fungi; Ascomycota; Pezizomycetes; Pezizales; Pyronemataceae
Product: splicing factor, Prp19-binding domain-containing protein
Exons: 1
Coding region: 267-1805 (512 amino acids)
Biological process (GO): mRNA splicing, via spliceosome
Cellular component (GO): U2-type spliceosomal complex
Molecular function (GO): RNA binding
Source: RefSeq, a predicted model, not a curated record
CGGUAGAGUGUCCCGAAUUCUUCGUGCAACUCGUGUGAGCACCCAUGAACCCAAUUCCGCACCACCCAAACAGGGCAAAGCGCACUUCCCACCCGGCACGCAUCCAUGCAUGCGGCUCCACUAGUUACUCGUUAGCACCAGGCGCGUGUAACCACUCACGACGUCCGACACGAGCUUUCCUACUUUCCUACCUACACAUCCGCCUCCCAUUCCCACCAAGUUCCAACAACCACACACCCCCCUCCUAGAAACACGACACAACCACAAUGCCGCCCAAACGCAUGACUGCGAACCCCGUGCGGCCUGCACGGUACCGCCCAGGCAAGCCUCUCGCCGCCGCCGCCUCCGAAUCCGAAUCCUCUGACGAGUCCGGCUCCGAAGAAGACUCCGGCGGCGAAAGCGACUCUCCGCCGCCGGCCGCAGCGCUGCCGAAGCCAGUGUUUAAAAAGAAGGUCGCCGCUGCGCCGGCACUGAAGGAUGUGGAUCUCGACAAGCGCUUUGAUGAGGGCAAGAAGAAGGAGGAGAUGCGGCUGAAGAGGGAGGAGGACGAGAGGAAGCGGAAGGAGCUAGAGGGCAGCGCCGAUGAGUAUACUACUGAGGAGUCUUCUGACGAGGAGGAGUCCGAUGAGGAGGAGGAGGAGGCGGCGGCGGAGGAGGAGGCGGAGGAGGCGCCACGGAAGGUGUUCCAGCGGCCGACGUUUGUGCCGAAGUCGCAGCGGGGGGAGAGGGUGGAGCGAGUAGUGAAGGCGGAGGACGAGGAGGAGAAGGCGCGGCAGCGACUCGAGGCCGAGGAGCUGCUAGAGCUGCACCUCAAGCGCGAUGCCGCAGCCAAGGCUGCCGGCCGCAAGGGCUGGGACGACGACGAGGACCCCGACGGCCUAGCCCUCGACGACACCGACGGCACCGACCCCUUCACUGAGCGCGCGGCGUGGAAGCUCCGCGAGCUGACGCGUAUCAAGCGCGAGCGCGAGGCGUUCGCCGCGAUCGAGGCGGAGCGCGCGGAGAUCGAGCGGCGGCGAGAGAUGGAUCCGGCCCUGAGGGAUAAGGAGGACCGCGAGUUUGUGCGUGACCAGCGGAAGGAGAAGAUGGAGUCGCAGGGGAAGAUGGGGUUCAUGCAGAAGUUCUAUCACAAGGGUGCGUUCUUUCAGGAUGCGGAUGUCCCCAAGAGGAAUUAUGCUACGGCGGAGGUCGAGGAUCGUGUCAAGAACAGGGAGGUGCUGCCGAAGUACCUUCAAGUGCGCGGCGAUGAGGUCGGAAAGAGAGGGCGUACACGGUGGACGCAUCUGGCGGCCGAGGAUACGAGUAUGCAGGCCGGGGGCAGUCCGUGGUUUGAUAAGAAGGGCGGGUUUCCCGGCGGGGGUGAACGAGGUGGCGGGUUCGCUGGCGGUACGGGCGUCAAUAGCGUUCCGGUUGCGGCGGGAGUGGAUGAGAGGUUCAGAGCAGACAGUAACGGGGGCCGGGCGCCGGACGGGAGAGAACGGGGGGAGAGGAGUGGCAGGGACCGGGACGAGAGGACGGGUGAGCGAACCAGUAGAUGGGACGACCGUGAACGCGAUCACAAGCCGCGCGACCACGGCGACCGAGAUCGAGACCGCGACCGCGACCAGAAACCGCGCAGCAGAUGGGACGACGACGGAGGUCGCGGCAACAGCAGACCGGAACGGCGCGGAGGCGGCGGAGGCGGAGAUUCCUAUAUCCCCGGUGGUCGAGAUGGCGAUUGCGAUCGGGAUCGGAAGAGACCACACUCACCGCCCCGAGGAGGAGACAAGGAGAAGCGGAGGAGGCGAGAUGCAUCACCUGUUUAGUUUAACUCUCAUAAUUCAUUUCACGAUCGCUUUGUGUAUAUUACUAGUUGGAAUGACAGCGUGCGAGCGAUACUCCGAAGCACAGGAAAGCACUCGUUUCUUACACAUGCUCAUGCUCA